Bipolaris sorokiniana ND90Pr is the source of this 565-nucleotide messenger RNA. RefSeq lists its product as uncharacterized. NCBI's taxonomy places the organism in Eukaryota, Fungi, Ascomycota, Dothideomycetes, Pleosporales, Pleosporaceae. The coding region runs from base 148 to 543 and encodes 131 amino acids. The transcript has a single exon. The record is from RefSeq and is a predicted model, not a curated record.
ACAAACGUAAUCGUCUAGGAAUCAAGAAAAUUAUAGAUUAAACAAUAGCAUUAGUAAUCGAGUCGACAAAGAAAAAAAAGAAGAUAAAAUAGAGCAAAAUAGGUUGACUACAUAAAAGCUGCUACAUAACACUAUCGAGGUGGUUGGAUGGCAGUUAUAACACAACGAAGAACCAAGGAAGAACGACCCCCAAAAUGCCAAAAAAAGAAUUUGCCAAAUAAGGGUUGUCAAAAGGAGAAGAUUGAGGGGGUGGGAUAUCAUGCGCUCUUUGCAAAAAAACGGACCGAAAACCAAAUGCAAAGAAGGGCGUUGGUGCAGAGAGGGUGGAUGAAUAUAUGUGUGCCUUUGGAACAAUCUUCUUUCUUUCUACAAGUUCUCUCUGGUCCCAAAAUAAACGCAUUUUGGGGGAGAUGGGGGAGCGAUGUCGUGAGAGCAUGCUUUGCCCUUGUUUCUUUCUUUUACUUAGGUCUCGGUGGUUACACGCCCUGCGUUAUGUAUAAUCUUCAACUCCAUUGUCGAAUUCUUCAUCAAGGGGGGACGUAGAUAAGUUUUGGUUGGCAUAGUC